Messenger RNA from Podospora pseudopauciseta, 969 nucleotides. RefSeq lists its product as uncharacterized. Lineage: Eukaryota; Fungi; Ascomycota; Sordariomycetes; Sordariales; Podosporaceae. Gene Ontology annotation, molecular function: nucleic acid binding. The coding region runs from base 1 to 969 and encodes 322 amino acids. The record is from RefSeq and is a predicted model, not a curated record. The transcript has a single exon.
AUGAGCUACGAAGCCAUACGUAAGGCUACUGGCGCGUCGAUCAAACAGAUUCAAUAUGCCCUCACCACGCCGUUGACCCCGCGAACUGACCGUCGUGGCCGAAAGCCCUCGCAGUUCACCGACGAAGAAAAGCACCGUAUUGCUCGUGCCUUCAGUGACGACCCUAUCGCUCGCAAGCUCAAGUGGGAGGAUUUACGCUGGUAUUUGGAGGGCUUUGACCGAUUCAAAGAUCAGGCCUUCAUCACGGCGAUGAGAGAUGCCGGCUACCAACGCAAGGUCCUACCGCGGAGGAUUAAGCUCACGCCGGCUCACAUGCAGGCUCGCCUGGCCUUUGCCCGCGAGCAAUUGGCACUUCGGCCUCGCCCGGAAGACUGGGAAAAAGUGGCCUUCAGUGAUGAGACCUGGGCAACCAAUAGUCACAUGUGGAAAAGGUGGCUUACGGUACACGAAGUCGAAGAUAUUGAAGCCUGGGCCAGUAUACGGCAAAAGCCUCACGGUUGGAUGUUCUGGGCUAUAAUAUGCGGGGCGGUGAAGGCUGGGUCUUUUGUGUGGGAAAAGGAAUAUGGAGGUAUCAACAGUGAGAAGUACCAGAGGUAUAUUGUCCCAAUUGACUACCAAUUUAUUAUGGAGAAAAGGGAGCAAGGUACUCCUGUAGUCUUCCAGCACGAUAAUGCCUCCUCCCACGUAUCGAAUGCCACACGGGCUUACAUGACUGGCCUGGGAAUUGAACAGUUGACCUGGCCGGCAAAUAGCCCUGAUUUGAACCCUAUUGAAAAUGUGUGGUUUUGGAUGAAAAAUUGGAUUGAAUUGAAUUACGAUGUGGAAGCCCUGAGCAAAACGGCUCUCCGGAGGGCUAUUCUGGCCGCGUGGGAAGCAGUGCCCAGGGACUGGCUUCUUCAAUUAGCCCACAGUAUGCCUGGGAGGUUGCAAAAAAUCAUUGAUGCGGAGGGCAAGCUCAUACCAUAUUAG